AUGGAGGCCGUCGGCAACAUCAUGUUGAGCCUCCACCGAAAUCUCCAGGAGAUUCAAACAUCCCUGGAUGGCAGAGGUCAGAGCAGAGAGCAUGAACUUUUGCAGAAUGCCAUAGAUCGAGCUGAGCAGGCACUGCGCUCGCAGGCCGAGUUUCGAAGUCCCAGAGUGCCAUGUUGGAACUUUCGGAUGUCAACAUGGCUGUGCUAUGCCGUGCUAUGCUGUGCUGGCUCAUGGAGGUAUUUAGCACUCCUUCUGACACGUCGCAAGAUCUGGUUAACCACACAACAAGUUUGUGAACAGCGUCGACAAGAACAGUGGCGGCAGCAAUAA
Symbiodinium sp. CCMP2456 is the source of this 330-nucleotide messenger RNA. The record is from the annotation of a GenBank genome assembly. Lineage: Eukaryota; Dinophyceae; Suessiales; Symbiodiniaceae.